This is a messenger RNA of Helobdella robusta, 486 nucleotides long. RefSeq lists its product as hypothetical. The transcript has 4 exons. Lineage: Eukaryota; Metazoa; Annelida; Clitellata; Rhynchobdellida; Glossiphoniidae. The coding region runs from base 1 to 486 and encodes 161 amino acids. The record is from RefSeq and is a predicted model, not a curated record.
AUGGAAAAAUACACUGAUAAAACUGUAAAAUCCAAGCCAAAUAACACAAAAAAACAGACAAAGGAAAAAUACAAAAAUAAGAACAGCCUGAAUAGGAGUCAAUACAAAGUGACCAUCACCAUGUACUAUUUUUUGCUGAAGAUGACCGUUGCAGGACUUGCGUUGUUCAGAGUGCAGACUUUGUGGUACAGAACAUUUUAUGGAAAGAUUACAAAAAUUGGAACAAAACUGUCGGGAAUGAGAGAGAGUCGUAAAUGGGGAGGUUGUUGGAAAGGAGUAUCACUGUAUAUUUAUGAUAACCUAGUAAAGAAUGCAGUGUUGGAUUGCGCUAUUAUAGAUCGGAAUGGAAUAUCAAUAACAAAUAUUGAAUACCGCACGUUGCUGUGUAAAAUGAGAUCCAAUUCGAGAUUCGACAAGAGACUAGUAGCUAAAAUAACAUUUCCUCUUACAGCAUCUAGAAACAUUCUAGACAUAAACGACAUUUGA